AUGAAUUCUAUUGAAAAAAAUAUUAAUCAUGAUCAUAUCUAUUCAUUAAAUUUUGAAAGAGAAAAAGAUUGUAAUCAAAUGAAAAAUUCAUCAAAUAAAAAUGAUAAUUCAUCAUAUAAUCGUCGUCGAAUAAUUCGUAAAAAAUGUGAUAUUCAAACUGAUGAAGAUCGUGAAGACUAUAAUCGACGACGAAUGUUAAAUAAUACAUCAUGUCGAAUUUCUCGUAUGUCUCGUCGUUCAAAAUUAGAUUCUAUGAUAGAAAAAUGUACUGAAUACGAAGAUUUAAAUAGAAAAUUAAUAUUUCAAAAAUUAAUUAUUAUACAAGUCAUUAAUCAAUUGAAAGAACAUUUACGAACAUUAGUUCCAAAUAAUAUGAAAUAA
Messenger RNA from Rotaria sordida, 381 nucleotides. The record is from the annotation of a GenBank genome assembly. Lineage: Eukaryota; Metazoa; Rotifera; Eurotatoria; Philodinida; Philodinidae.